Molecule: messenger RNA, 3717 nt
Organism: Closterium sp. Naga37s-1
Lineage: Eukaryota; Viridiplantae; Streptophyta; Zygnematophyceae; Desmidiales; Closteriaceae
Source: the annotation of a GenBank genome assembly
AUGGCAGCGUUUAAAGCCAUUGACGAACGGUCUGAAGGAAGCUUCAAGGAAGGAAGCGCCAAGGACCGGUUUAGGAGCGCGAAGAGCGUUAAGCGGGGAGCUUCGCCAGCUAGACCCCGGCAGGUGGAUGGGAUAAUGCAUGAGUAUCAGAUGCAGAACGCUGCUGCGCGCCGAGCCGAGGCUUCUAACCACAGCAAGAAGGGAAUCGGCGGCACCGUGCUGUUCCUGAUGUUGCUCGUCUGCACGGCAGCAGUAGGCUGGGGAGGCUAUCAGUACAAGCAAGCCCUCUCUCUCGAGCUCCGGCUCUCAGAACUGCAGCGCAAACACACGCGCCUUGCUUCCAAACUGUCAGAUGACGUUCCUGCUAGCGUCAGCAGGAUCUUCCCCAGCAGCAGCAGCAGCAGCAGCAGAUGCGAAGUAGAAGGAGAAGAUGGGGCAGUGGAAGGUACCUGCUCCCCCUUCCCCACAGAAAGGUCUGAAGGAGACAGCGCCGGGUGGAGAGAGGGGAGCAGGAGCGAGGAGGAGAGCGAUCGCGAGCGUAGAAGCUCAAAGGAGAAGGCAAAGGAGAAAUCCAAGGAGAAGAAGGAGGAGGAGGAAGAGGAGGAAGAGGUGAAGGAGGACCAGGAGCUGUUCUGGCGCAGGGUGGCGCUCCUAGCAUCCAUUCUCUGCCUGGUCCUCCCCAUCUUCAUCAUCCGCAACAUCGAUGAAGUGGCACAGCUCUUUGGAAGGCGCCCCAAGGCGACAGACGGCCAUACGACCGCCGCUGCCUCUUCCUCCUCCUCGUCAUCCACCUCUGCUGCGGCGGCGGCUGCUGCUGCUGCUGGUGCGGCUCCUUCAGCGGCGCCUGGGGCGGACGAGGAGGUGUCGAUGAGCAAGCGGCUGGCGUAUAAGGUCGAUGUGCUCUUCUCCAUGCACUCCUGGGUCAAGGGCGCUGCCCUCCUCGCCGCCACGCUGCUUCUUAUCGCCCUGGGAGGCCUUGCUCUGUACGCCGUUGGAUCGAAAGACCGAAUGGAUCUGGGCGACGCCACGUGGCGGGCGUGGUCCUACGUGGCAGACGCAGGCAACCACGCGGAUAGCGAGGGCGUGGGGCCGCGGAUCGUGGGCGUGAGCAUCAGCAUUGGCGGGAUGCUGAUAUUCGCGCUGAUGGUGGGGUUGGUGUCGGAGGGCAUCUCGGAGAAGGUGGACUCGCUGAAGAAAGGCAAGAGCGACGUGAUUGAGAAGAACCACACGCUCAUCCUCGGCUGGAGUGACAAGCUGGCCUCGCUGCUGAAGCAGCUGGCAGUGGCGAAUGAGAGCAUGGGAGGGGGUGUGGUGGUGGUGAUGAGUGAGCGGGAGAAGGAGGAGAUGGAGAGCGAGAUUCAGAAGAUGGAGUUCAACUUCCGAGGGACCACUGUAAUCUGCCGCUCCGGCUCGCCCCUGGUGUUGGCUGAUCUCAAGAAGGUCUCUGUGUCGACUGCUCGAGCUCUAAUCGUGCUUGCGGAAGCAGAGAACGCGGAUGCUGCAGACGCCAGGGCGCUCAGGGUGGUGCUGAGCCUGACGGGCGUGCGGGAGGGGCUUCGAGGGCACAUUGUGGUGGAGCUGAGCGAUAUUGACAACCAGCAGCUCGUCAAGAUGGUGGGGGGGCGCAUGGUGGAAACGGUGGUGGCGCACGACAUGGUGGGGGGACGCAUGGUGGAAACGGUGGUGGCGCACGAACGAUGUUAUUGGCCGCCUCAUGAUUCAGUGCGCCCGCCAGCCCGGCCUGGCCCAGAUCAGCACCCUCACCCCCCUCUCAUCCUAUUGCUCCUAUCUGCUCCCAAUCGCCCACAGAUGGUGGGGGGGCGGAUGGUGGAAACGGUGGUGGCACACGACGUGAUCGGGCGCCUCAUGAUUCAGUGCGCCCGCCAGCCCGGCCUGGCCCAGAUCUGGGAGACCCUCCUCGGCUUCGAGAACUGCGAGUUCUACACCAAGCACUGGCCCGAGCUCGUCGGGAAAACCUUUCGGGAGGUCCUGCUGUCCUUUCCUGAUGCGGUGCCGUGCGGUUUGAGGGUUUCUGCAAGGACGUAUUAUGAGAAGAGUACGGAGGCGGUGGGGUUUGAGUUUGCUGGUGGGAGCAGUGUUGGGAGUGAGGAUGAGGAGGAGGAAGGGGAGGAGGGGGAGGGAGGAGGGGAGGGCGAGGGGAAGAGGGUGCAUAAGGAGCAUACCCGGCUGUGGCUCAACCCGGACGAUGACUACGUGCUCCAGCCUGAGGACUCUGUGCUUGUGAUUGCAGAGGAUGACGACUCCUAUGCCCCCGGCCCGCUGCCCGUGGUGCAAGACGCCCCGCUGCCCGACAUUGAAACCCCGCCGAAGCUGCCCGAAAAAAUCCUGUUCUGCGGCUGGCGGCGCGAUAUCGACGACAUGAUCACGGUGCUAGAGGCGUUUUUAGCCCGGGGCUCAGAGCUGUGGAUCUUCUCGGACGUGCCCGUGGAGGAGAGGGAGGCGCGCCUCAUAGAGGGCGGGCUGAACCCCAGCGAGCUGGAGAACGUGACGCUCGUGCACCGCAUGGGGAAUGCCGUUAUUCGGCGCCAUCUGGAGUUUCUUCCCCUCGAAACCUUCGACUCGAUCCUCAUUCUAGCGGACGAGGGGCUGGAGGACUCGAUUAUCAACUGCGACUCGCGCUCCCUCGCCACGCUGCUGCUCAUCAGAGACAUCCAGUCCAAGCGCAUGCCGGCGGGCAGCAAGGGCCACCGGCGCAGCAACUCGAGCAUAACCUACCCGCGCCCCACGUCCACGUCCUCGUGGGUGGGGCAGAUGCAGCAGGCGUCGCAGCAGUCCAUCGUCAUCUCGGAGAUCCUCGACUCGCGCACGCGCUCCCUCGUCUCCGUCUCCAAGAUCAGUGAUUACGUGCUCAGUAACGAGCUGGUGUCCAUGGCUCUAGCGAUGGUGGCGGAGGACAGGGAGGUCAACCGCGUUUUGGAGGAGCUAUUUUCAGAAGAGGUACGUGGAGGAGAAAAGGGGAUGCUAGGGCAACGAGAUGUACAUCCGGCCGGCAGAGCUCUACCUGACGGACGGGGAGGAGCUGUCCUUCUUCCCUCUGCACCCAUUUACACCCCUUUGCACCCCUCUGCACCCAUCCGUGCCACUCCCUCCACGGCAACGAGAUGUACACUCGGCCUGCGCAUGGAGAUCAUCAUCGGCUACCGGCUCCCACACCAACCACCGGUGCACUCAUUUCCCCCCCUCUGCACCCCUCUCCAUCCAUCUGCACCCAUCCAGGGCAACAAGAUAUAUAUCCACCCAGCGGAGCUCUACCUGGCGGACGGGGAGGAGCUGUCCUUCUUUGAAGUGGCGGGCAAAAAGAUGUAUAUUCGCCCAGCGGAGCUGUAUCUCACAGACGGGGAGGAGCUCUCGUUUUUCGAAGUCGCAGUGCGGGCCCGCCAGCACAUGGAGAUCAUCAUUUCAUCGGCUACUGGCUCUUCACUGAGCUCCCUCUGCACCCCUCUGCACCCAUCCAUUCCCCUUCUCUCUUCUUUUCAGGGCAACGAGAUGUAUAUCCGCCCAGCCGAGCUCUACCUGACAGAUGGCGAGGAGCUCUCGUUUUUCGAAGUGGUGGUGAGAGCACGCCAGCGCAUGGAGAUCAUUAUUGGAUACCGGCUCUUCACAGAGGACGAAGCAGUUCUGAACCCGCCUGACAAGGCUGAAAGGCGCACCUGGUCGAUUCAAGACACCUUCAUCGUUCUCUCGUUCAACGAGUAG